CCGCGAAGAUCACAUGACGCUCAAACCGGUUUUUAAUUGUUUGUGUUCCGCUCUGAUGACUCCAGACUGGCCCGCUGGUGCCCUCAGAGUGGUCUACCUCGGCGCUGGCAACGUAGGUUUUCAUAGACGACUGCAACCACAUUCUACAGUCUCAGGAGAGGAGAAAGGGCUCCAGAGAGGAGGGUGACUGGGCCGGCCAGGCGGCCUGGGUCAGUGCUUUGUCCCUGUCUUUCCCAAGUCUAAUGGAACCAACGUGAUCUCCUGUCUGGCCAGGCUUUGACAGCUGAUCUUCCGUAUGACUCCAGACGCCACCAUGGCGCCCACGGACUCCUGGCAACAGCAUUCAGACUCAGAGAGAGAGGAGCUUCUCUCUAGCAUGCCUCAUCAGCCAGGGGCUCAAUCUGUCCACUGGAGAAACUUGAUCAGUUUUUGGCUCCUAGGUCUUUGCAACAACUUCUCCUAUGUGGUGAUGCUCAGUGCUGCACAUGACAUCCUCAGCCACCAGAGGGCACCUGGAAACCACAGCCAUGUGGAUCCAGAGCCAACACCCAUUCCUCAAAACAGUACUUCUAGAUAUGAUUGCAACCCUUUGUCUACAGCCGCUGUCCUCCUGGCUGACAUUCUGCCUACAUUCAUUAUCAAGUUGCUCGCUCCUCUUGGCCUUCACUUGUUGCCCUACAGCCCUCGAGUUAUCCUUUGUGGGGCCUGUGCUGCUGGUAGCUUCCUUCUGGUUGCCUUUUCCCAGGAAGUUGUGACCAGCCUAAGUGGUGUGGUCCUGGCCAGUAUUUCCUCUGGGCUGGGGGAGAUAACCUUUCUAGCUCUUACUGCCUUUUACCCCAGGGAGGUGGUUUCCUGGUGGUCCUCAGGCACUGGGGGGGCAGGGCUAUUGGGGGCCCUGUCCUACCUUGGUCUGACCCUGGUUGGUCUUUCCCCUGGAAAUGCCCUACUUUCUAUGCUAGGCCUCCCUGUUCUCCUGCUGGCCAGUUACUUUCUGCUGCUGAAGUCCCCAGACUCAUUGGUUUCCCAGAGAGAUGGGGUUCUUGAGACCUCUGCUCAACAGCCCCUCAUACCAGAAGAGAGCUCAAAGCCCCGCCUCAACUUCAAUGUGAACCUCUCUUUCAGUGAAAGGUGGAAUGUCUUCAAGGGUCUACUGAAAUACAUUGUUCCCUUGGCUCUGGUUUAUUUUGCUGAGUAUUUUAUCAACCAGGGACUGUUUGAGCUCCUUUUCUUCAGAAACACAUCGAUGACCCACUCACAGCAGUACCGAUGGUACCAAAUGCUAUACCAAGCUGGAGUCUUUGUCUCUCGAUCCUCCCUCCACUGCUGCCACUUCCGUUACAUCUGGAUAUUAUCAGUGCUUCAGUUUCUGAAUCUGGGCUUCCUGAUGGCAGCAGUAUGGUUCGGAUUCCUUCCCAGCAUCUAUCUUGUUUUCCUGAUCAUUCUGUACGAGGGAUUCUUGGGUGGGGCUGCCUAUGUCAACACCUUCCACAACAUUGCUGUUGAGACCAAGGAUGAGCACCGGGAAUUUGCCAUGUCAACUGCCUGCAUAGCAGAUACCUUAGGGAUCUCUCUGUCAGGGGCUUUGGCCUUGCCUCUGCAUGAUUUCCUGUGCCAGAGUCAUUGACACUUGCCUCAUCUUGGAGCCCUUCCUAUAGUCUGGAAACAAAAUCAGCUAGAGGAAAUACUCCGCUGUUCUACAGAACCCUCCCCUGGAAUUGGACCAGAGAGACUUAAUGUGCUUGUCACAGCGGGGCCAAGUGAAUUGUUGGAGAUUCUGGAAGAGUGUUCAAGAAGAUUCAUAAUUUAUCCUUCUGCCUCCAAACUGAGCUUGUACUAUCAGACUGCUAGUCAAGUACACCUUCAUGUCAUCCCAUUAACAAAGUAUUUUAUCUAAUACCUCCCUGUCAUGUUUCCACAAAAGGAAUGUAGAUGUACAUGAAGCAUAGCAAGGGUCAGCAGAUAUAUUUGGGAGUCAAAAGGAGUACUCAGCUAAGGGGAACCAAGGAGGGUUAGGCUGUCAUCUAAAUGCUGAUGUGGUAGAUUUUUAUGAUGCUAGAUAGUCUUUUGGGGUGGGGAUUCCACAGCAGGGACUCAAACUAAUCAUUCCUUACCAAUGAAUAGUAUAAGCCUGUUUUUGUUUCAUUCUAGGAUAAGGGUAUACAAUGGUUCCUAGCUGCCACAUGACUGUGGGUUUUCAAACAACCCCAUCGCCACUACCAAGUUCUUUUCCCAAUUUUCUCCUUAUUCUUCCUCUAUAAUUAACACUACAGGACUAGUCCUAUUGGGGUGAUUAUCAUACCUCCCUAAUAAGAUGCACUAAAAUAGCCAUUAAAACAAUCUAAGAUGCUACUUUGGACUGUUUUGCCUUUGGGAGAAAACAAUCAUUUUUUAUAAAAACAUACAUUUUUUUCACUUAUAUCUUUUCAUCCCAGAGAAAAUAUCCAAAAAACAACCAAUAACUGCUUUUAAUGUAGUAUUUACAUUUGAAAGAUUCAGGAUUUUAGUUAAGCAUGAAGAUUCGUUCCACUUAUAGAUCUUAGACUUUUUAAACUUCACUAGACAGCUUUUGCUGUGGCUAGAAAUUUUCACUCUCUAUUGGCCAACCUGUUAAUGAGCUUCUCCUACUUUAGCUCAGUUGAUACUCUCUUGAUCAACUCAUACUUGAACCCUUUUCAGCUUGGGAGACCCAGCAAGUUUUUAUAGGUAAGGAAACUUAAGUUCCUUAGAGGUUUAGGGAUUUGAUCUACACCCUAGCUAGUAAAGUUUUAGAGCCAGGACUAGAAUUCAGGUCUUCUAACUCCUAAAUUGAAUUCUUGGAUUUCUUAUACUAUGCUAUUUCCCUUUCAGGGUCUGCAACACAAUAUGAUCAAAGGAAAUUGAUCAUGUUCUUGAUUUUUUUCACUCAAGUCUUAUGUUACAGUGUUUACAUGAUCAUAGAUCUGUUAAGACAAGAAAUUAUUUUGAUAAAUGAAAUUGAUAUUCUCAUAUGAACUGGAAUUUCUAAACUGAUAAAAAGCCUCAUAUUCAACCAUUACCAUGAUACCUUCAGUGAUUUUGUCCUAGCUAUAAAAAUCUCACCAGCUAGAACAAUCUUUCAUGUAUUUAUAAUGAUUGAAGCUUUACGGAAUUCUUUCCCCAUACCCACUUUGUGAUUUAAAGAAUCAUCAUAAAACUUGAAGUUAUAAAGCACUUUUAGUGUUUCUCCAUUCAUACUUAAUCUGAGUAGAAAGUGAUUACUAUAAAUUUGAAAGGGGAGGAUGGAGAUUAGGGCAAUGAAUUAUUGUGGGAAGACCACACUAGGCUUGGUGUCAGGAGAUUUACACCAGAUGUUCCUCUGUGACCUUAGAUAAGGUACUUAACAUCUCAGGGUUUGUUUGCUCAUCUGUAAAAUGAAGGAUUUGGAUGAGAUGUUCUUUAAUGUGACUAGCUCUAGAUCUCUUGAAAUCUGUUGAAAGAAAUAAUGAUAACUUUUUUACUUUAAAAUACUUUAUUAUAGUAACAGUUUUAAUAACAAGAAUUGACUAAUCCCUACAGUGUUCUAGGUACUAUGCUAGGCAUAGUUGGAUAUCCAAGACAUGAAGUGUCCUUGCCUUUAAAAAGCUUCCAUUCUGUUAGGGGAGAUUUUAUAAUUGGAGGCAGUGUGGUAUAAUAAGUGAGAACCUACAUUCAAAUCCUUCUAAUUUUAGUCAAAUUGCUUUACUCAUCUGUCAAAUGAGGGGAUUGAAUAGCCUCAAUCAAGCUUUGAACCUCAUUCUAUAUGCUCCCAUAAAUAUAUACAAAAUUGUGAAAUUUUUGAAGGAGAUGGUGGUGGGAAAAAAAAGUAGUUCAGGAACAGGUAAAUUUAUGAGGUAGCUUUUGAGCUGAGCCAAGAAGGGGUGUACAGGAUAGGAAUUUAUGGAACACCCACCCACUAUGUGCUUUAUAAAUAUCUCAUAUAGCCCUGUCAGAUAGGAGUUCUCAAUUAUGCCCAUUUUUCAGUUAAUAAAACUGAAGGUCAAAUAACUUGCCCAGACUCACACUGCUGAUAAGUAUAUGAGGUCAUAUUUGGAUUCAGAUCUUUUUUUUUCCUUUUCUUUUUAUCCUGCAAAACACACUUGCAUAUAGUCUUUGUUGUAAGAGCAUACUCAUAUAUAGCCAAAACCCCAAAAUAAAACCAUGAAUACACUAAUGUGAAA
Monodelphis domestica (gray short-tailed opossum) is the source of this 4175-nucleotide messenger RNA. It is a transcript of the gene CLN3, whose product is annotated as CLN3 lysosomal/endosomal transmembrane protein, battenin. The record is from RefSeq and is a predicted model, not a curated record. Gene Ontology annotation, biological process: lysosomal lumen acidification; lysosome organization. Gene Ontology annotation, cellular component: lysosome; membrane. Lineage: Eukaryota; Metazoa; Chordata; Mammalia; Didelphimorphia; Didelphidae.